Paramuricea clavata is the source of this 300-nucleotide messenger RNA. The record is from the annotation of a GenBank genome assembly. Lineage: Eukaryota; Metazoa; Cnidaria; Anthozoa; Malacalcyonacea; Plexauridae.
AUGAUAAAACCCCAAAAAUGUGAUGAGCUUUUUAGAACAAGGAGCGCAUUUCUCGCUAUGACUCGAAAAGUGUUUGCUAAGAACGUUGCAACAUCCGGACUACUCACGGCUGAAGAAAUUAUUCUCAUUUAUAAUAAAUUCAAUGGAAUUGAUUCACUUGAUCUAAAACGGAAACUACCAGGGAAACGUUCUAUCGAUUAUAACAUCGUUUUCCCCGAUGGUGUUCCCAAAUUCAGAGAAGCAGUCACCCAUCAUCGUAAGAACAUGAAAAGAAAGAAACCAAGGAAGAAAAUAAAGUAG